This is a messenger RNA of Penicillium malachiteum, 1659 nucleotides long. RefSeq names its product putative MFS sugar transporter. Bases 1 to 1659 code for a protein of 552 amino acids. Gene Ontology annotation, molecular function: myo-inositol:proton symporter activity. NCBI's taxonomy places the organism in Eukaryota, Fungi, Ascomycota, Eurotiomycetes, Eurotiales, Aspergillaceae. Gene Ontology annotation, cellular component: membrane. The record is from RefSeq and is a predicted model, not a curated record. The transcript is spliced from 2 exons. Gene Ontology annotation, biological process: transmembrane transport.
AUGUCGGAAGCCAAGGAUCUUGAGGUGUCUGCAGACACUCACAAGGAAGCCCCCAUCGCCGUUGAGAUGGACCAUGUAGACCUGAAAGAAACCCAAGUUAGUGAGGCGGCGAUGGACGCUGAGCUCCAACUUCUCGAGGAGCAACUGCAGACUCUGCCCAAGGCCAAGUUUGAGAUUUCAUUCUCGAACCCAGCUCUCUAUACCUGGAUUCUGGUAGGAUUUGCAUCUAUGGGUGGUCUGCUCUCCGGUCUGGAUCAGUCACUUAUUAGUGGUGCCAACAUCUCUCUGCCCGAUGCUUUGAAUCUGUCUUCCAGCCAGGCCAGUCUGGUCAAUGGUGGAAUGCCUCUUGGUGCUGUUGCUGGUGCCCUCCUUCUGUCUCCCUGCAACGAGUACCUCGGUCGUCGCAUGUCUAUUAUUGUUUCUUGCAUUCUGUACACCAUUGGUGCUGGUCUGGAGGCCGGAGCUAUCAACUUUGGUAUGAUCUUUGCUGGUCGUAUGGUUCUGGGCGCUGGUGUUGGUUUAGAAGGUGGUACCGUACCUGUCUAUGUUGCCGAGUCUGUUCCCAGCAAGAUCCGUGGUAACCUCGUCUCCUUAUAUCAACUCAACAUCGCACUGGGUGAAGUUCUAGGAUAUGCCGUUGCUGCCAUCUUUAUUGGUGUCGACGGUGACUGGCGAUACAUCCUGGGUUCGUCCCUCGUUUUCUCGACUAUCCUCCUGGUUGGAAUGAUGUUCCUCCCCGAGAGCCCCCGUUACUUGAUGCACAAGGGACGCGAGAUCGAGGCCUACGAUGUUUGGAAGCGCAUCCGUGGCUUCAAUGAUUUUGAUGCAAAGGAUGAGUUCCUGGGUAUGCGCCAGGCCGUCCAGAUCGAGGCUGAGGAGCAGUCCCGGACAAAGAAAUAUGCCUGGAUGGAUUUCUUCACCAACCCUCGUGCCCGCCGUGCUAUUGUCUACGCCAACAUUAUGAUCUUCCUCGGCCAAUUCACUGGUGUGAACGCUGUCAUGUACUACAUGUCUACCCUGAUGGAGGCUAUUGGCUUUGAUGAAAAGAAGGCUGUCUUCAUGUCUCUUGUCGGCGGUGCCUCUCUUAUGAUUGGUGCUAUUCCUGCUGUCUUGUACAUGGAGCGCUUCGGUCGUCGCUACUGGGCUAAUGCCAUGCUGCCGGGUUUCUUCAUUGGUCUUGUUCUCGUCGGUGUGGGUUACACCAUCGACUACAGCAAGCACCCCGCUGCUGCUGAGGGUAUUUACCUCACCGGUAUUAUUCUGUACAUGGGUUUCUUCGGUUCUUACGCCUGUCUGACCUGGGUUAUCCCCUCCGAGGUCUUCCCUACUUACCUGCGUUCUUACGGUAUGACUACCGCCGACGCGAAUCUGUUCCUGUGCUCCUUCAUUGUUACCUACAACUUCACUCGCAUGAUGGACUCCAUGACUCGUAUUGGUCUCACUCUUGGUUUCUACGGUGGUAUUGCCGUUUUGGGCUGGUUCUACCAGAUAAUCUUCAUGCCCGAGACUAAGAACAAGUCCCUUGAGGAGAUUGAUGAGCUUUUCUCUCAGCCUACCUCUGUUAUUGUGAAGAAGAACAUGAAGCAGACUGCUGAGGUCAUUCGUGAUCUGGCACACUUCCGCCUGCGUAAGGUGUUCUCGCCUGAGCCUUCCAUGUAG